AUGGACACAGAUCUUGAAUGCGUAUUCGACAACUACCCGGCUGGCUUGGGUGUUGACCACUGUCGUCUUUUUUCUUAUCAGCUGGUGCGAGCGAUCAAUUUCAUCCACACGGCGCGCAUCAUUCACCAAGACAUCAACCCCUCCAAUAUUCUCGUCAACCCUGACACGCUAUUUGUAAAGCUUGGCGACUUCGGAUCGGCGAGGAUUUUGGACGUUUGUUUCGGCAAGCGCUGCCUCUCCAUUCCCGCUUAUGCGCGGUAUUAUCACUCGCCUGAAGUCUUAGCUGGAACUGGCAUCUAUGACCUGAGCUCGGACAUGUUCUCCCUUGGCUGCGUUCUGUACAUUAUGGCAACUGGUACGAUUCCAAUCAAGCACGAGUCCGGAGCUGCCCCUGACCUUCUCAAAGAAUGGAAGUCUUUUAACUUCACGAAAAAAGCAUCUCCCGACGCCAUAUUCUCCAAUUUGAUCGAAAAGUGCCUUUCAACCGAGCCACUUAACCGUCCAACAGCAAGCACCCCCUGUAGCUCGUCAUUUUUUGCCGAAUUGAGCAACGGCGCGGUGCACCAGGUGCCCAAGUCCAAGUUUUCUGUUGAAGAGGAAGUCUUCGAUUACGAACAUAUUUACGAUGGUUAG
Messenger RNA from Oikopleura dioica, 633 nucleotides. The record is from the annotation of a GenBank genome assembly. Lineage: Eukaryota; Metazoa; Chordata; Appendicularia; Copelata; Oikopleuridae.